This is a messenger RNA of Paramisgurnus dabryanus, 6357 nucleotides long. It is a transcript of the gene mgat4c, whose product is annotated as mgat4 family member C. Lineage: Eukaryota; Metazoa; Chordata; Actinopteri; Cypriniformes; Cobitidae. Gene Ontology annotation, molecular function: acetylglucosaminyltransferase activity. The record is from RefSeq and is a predicted model, not a curated record. Gene Ontology annotation, biological process: protein N-linked glycosylation.
UAGCCUGUAGGAUACCGUGGGUCGCAUCUCGUCGGCUGCGCUCACAUCCACAGUCGGCAUGAGAGGAAGCACGCGGCUGCUGCUGCUGAGAACACACACGCGACCAUUUUAACCCGUAGCCUACUACGUUUAAACCGACGUAGACUACAUCACCCAGAUUCAAGCUGUUUGUUUCAAUUAUCGCAGGCGGACAACGUGGUUGGAAAGAGAGACGGGCAGACUAUCGCGGCAGUGUCUCAACAUCUAGUGAGCUGCCUACCUAGACGGCUGCGUCGGGCAUCGUAUAUUCUUCGUGCGCGCUGCGGGCGGCAUUUAAAUCCUGUCGCUGUACACAUGUACACUAUAGACACAUGUACGCUAUGUGUGAAGGUUCGGAGAAGUUAAGGACGUCUUGGCACUUAGCUUGACGGUCUCGUCCAAAGCCGUCUGGUUUGCCUCUGACGCAUUGGCGCAUCAACAAUUUGAUGGAGAGAUAAAACCGUCUUUCUAUGGAUUCAUUGAUUGUCAUUUUGUCAAACCACAAGGCGCCUUCCUGCAAACCCAUCUGAGUCCUACAAACAAUUUAGACCAAUCCUGUUUUAAUCAUGAGACUGGCGUUAAAGUAUCUGGACAAGAUGAGAUGUUUCCGGAAACGCUCCGCCAUUCCUUUCCUGGUGGCCCUCAUUACUUUCCUGCUCUUCAUAAACCUCUACAUCGAGGACGGCUAUGUGCUGGAGGAAGAUAAACGUCAGUUGCGAGAGACCUCCAUGCAUCCGCUAAACUCAGAGCGAUAUGUUCAUACCUUUAAAGACAUGACCAAUUUUUCUGGGACCAUCAAUGUGACUUAUCGGUAUCUUGCUGGAACACCUUUACCUCGAAAAAAAUAUCUCACCAUUGGACUAUCAUCUGUGAAACGAAAACGAGGAAACUAUCUGUUAGAGACCAUCAAGUCCAUUUUUGACCAGUCGAGCUACGAGGAGCUCAAAGAGAUCGUAGUAGUCGUCCACUUGGCGGACUUCGACCUAGCAUGGUGCGAAAGCCUGGUUCAGGAAAUCUCAAGAAAGUUUGGCCAUCACAUCAUUGCAGGCCGACUACUGGUCAUCCACGCGCCCGAAGAGUACUAUCCAUCUUUGGAAGGGUUAAAGAGAAAUUAUAAUGAUCCCGAAGACAGGGUGCGCUUUCGUUCCAAGCAGAAUGUAGAUUACGCCUUUCUGCUUAACUUCUGCACUAACCUUUCAGACUUCUACAUGAUGUUGGAAGAUGACGUGCGUUGCUCCCGUAACUUUCUCACUGCACUUAAAAAGGUGGUGGCAUCCAAAGAGGGAUCCUAUUGGGUGAUGCUGGAGUUUUCAAAAUUGGGCUACAUAGGGAAGCUGUAUCACUCACGAGACCUUCCCAGACUCGCCCAUUUCCUGCUCAUGUUUUAUCAGGAGAUGCCUUGCGAUUGGCUGCUCAUCCAUUUCAGAGGUUUGCUGGCCCAAAAGGAUGCGAUUCGCUUCAAACCCUCUCUGUUUCAACACAUGGGCUACUAUUCGUCCUACAAGGGGGCGGAGAACAAACUCAAGGAUGAUGACUUUGAAGAAGACUCGCUCGAUAUUCCUGACAACCCACCUGCCAGUCUUUACACGAACAUAAAUGUAUUUGAGAGCUAUGAUGCCGCCAAAGCGUACAGUAGUGUUGAUGAGUACUUUUGGGGCAAAUCUCCCUCCACCGGGGACUUUUAUGUUAUAGUGUUCAACAAAGCAACGAAAAUCAGCAAAAUGAAGAUUGUCACCGGAACAGAUGAUCGGCAGAAUGACAUUUUGCAUCACGGAGCUCUGGAAGUGGGGGAGAAAUUAGUAGGAACCAAGAAGGGAAGGCAAUGUUCCUCCUAUAUAACUUUAGGGGAGUUCAAAAACGGAAACAUUGAGGUUCACGAUGUGGACCGCAAAAUAGCUUUUGAUAUCGAAUGCGUUCGCAUCGUUGUAACAGCGAGUCAGAAAGAAUGGCUUAUUAUUAGAAGCAUAAGCCUCUGGACUACACAAGCUGCAAAUCUGUGAGAACUGUUUUCGAACUGUAGCUAAAGGCACAACUAUCAACUAUUUAUUUAUUUAUUUCUUUCUACAUUUUCUAAAUUAUUUAUUCAUUUCAUCAUCUUUAUUUAUUUUUAAGAUUAGGAAAAAUAUCAAAGCAGUACUGUAGGUGACAUUUAUUGAAGGGGGCAGUUUAACUAUUCAAACUUUUUUUAGAAAUUGGGCCUUAUUAACUGAUGAUGACCGCAAAUACAUUUAAACUAACUUUCUAAUUACCCUCCCAAUGUUGAAGCUGGGUUAUUGUAAAUGAGGUGGUUUGUGCUCAAGUCAUCUCCAAAUGGGGGCUUUCUCCACAACCUCCCAUGCACAUCUAUUCGUCGCUCUCUGCAAACAUAUCUUUGUGCUGUACACAUGGCCUCUUGCAUGAGCGCAUACACAGCGAGAUCUUGCAAAGCAAAACUAGCCAUUUUCCAAAUUUGUUGAUACAUUAAACAAUUGUUAUAGGCUUAGAGUACAUAUAUUUUGUUUGUUUGCAUUUUAUUUCAGAUACCUGUUCUUCCAGAUAGAGCUAUACUCAUUAUAAAUCACUGUUAUUCAAGAUAAUGAAGACAUUUGCGGGGUCAUUUGGUUAUUUGAUUUGUAGACAUUUGAAUGAUGAAAAAAGUUUUAUAAAGACAUCAGGACAUCAGAUUUUGUGUUUUGUAGAGAAACGGCUGCUGUUUAACAAACGUAGAAGAUGUCCAUACUGCAGUUGAACCAACUAUGGCUUGCAUAAUUUAAUUUAAACCCAAUUUAGGUUUGUCCACAUUUUAAGUUUUUUAAUCAGUCCCUCCAGAAAAACGCGAUUAUGCGAUCGCAUGCUUUAACGCAUAAUCAGCCAAAGUCCGCAUAUUUAUGCGGGGGACGCAUUUUUUCAAAUUACGCCGCACUUUUGCAGGAUAAAUUUCAGAUUUCUGUGUGCAAAAUAUGCAUGAUUUCAUAAUCCCCGCAUUUUCGUAGCAAAAAUCACAUAUAUCUUAGCAGAAAGUUGAAAAAUGUUGCAUUUACCUCACACAAGCGCAGUCACAGUCAACAAGCACUGUUGCCAUGGAAACGUUUUGAAGUGACGGGAUUAUGUGCCGUAAACAUCAUUGAAAAGCUGCAAAAAAAAUUCCCGCAGUUUUUGCAAGUUCCCGCAAUUUCAUCGCAUAAAAUUGCAUAAAUAUCCCGCAUAUUCCAUCACAUUUUUAAAAAAAACGUGCCGCAAGAUCAAGGAUUUUUGCCCGCAACAAUGACAAAAAAAUUGUACAUUUUUCUGGAAGGACUGUAUAAUGUAAAAUCUGCACAAGUCUGUCAGAAAAAAAAAUGGUCCCUUGCUGUCACUGGGGGGAGACCCUUUUAAAAGGUAUGCAUUUACACAUAAAGAGGUCAUAUCAGGACCUCAAAAGUACACAUUGCUAAAGAAUGCAAAUUAGUACCUCAAGGGUACGUACUGGUACCGUACCAAAUGUAUAUACAUUUGUACAUCAGUACCCAAAUGAUUCAUAUUAACAUCUUUUUAAGGGGCACCGCCCCAUGUGACUGAUUUUUUGACAAUAUUUUUUACAGUGGAGUAAAUGAGGCCCAUGUAGAGACCCCUUCUUUAGGGCGCACUCAUAUUAUCCAAAACAAACCAUGCCCCAGCGUGGUUGUCCCCCGUCCCAACUUCCCCAGAUGCACGUACUCACACUGUACUUUUAUCGAUCUAAGCCCGGCUGCGCUUUCAUUAUUAGGAUGCGAUUGUUUUGAAAAAGCAGAAAGUACAGCACUCUCUUAACACUGGAACCCAUCAUAAUGUUAAGUCUGUGUUUUUAUUCAGAGUUUUUGGUGCACAAUGACAGACAGCCCUCUCACAUGUCAUCAUAUUGCUUAGUUGAUCUGUCACGUGUGCAGCUCGGACAUUCACGAAUCAUAAGGUUUAAAUGAAGGCAGGUGAAGGUGAGUGGUCGCGCAAUUGAUGUCUCUCCUUUCACACCCCAACCCAAGUGAACUAUGCUACAGAUAUCUCAUCAAUUGAGAGAAAACAUUUGCAUGAAAAACAUGUUCCUGGUGAGUUUUUAUGCUAAUUUGUAAUACACCGGUUAUCCACUAGAUGGCCAAUACCCAAUUUAUAAUUUAUAAAAAACUUUAUUUUUUAUUUAAUUUAUAAAAUUAUUUACUACUUUUAAGUUCUGUGUAUGUUUUGAUAAUCAUGCUGAAUCUGAUCUCUAACAAAAUACCUUUACAAAAAUGCAAUGAUUUUAGCUUUUUCCUAAAAAAAAUUUCGUUUUGUUUGUUUGUUUAUUGUUUUUUUUUUUUAAAGCAGAAGGUCUGUUCUUUCAUUUGAUAUAUUUGUAUGUUUAUAUAUUUUUAGAAGACAAUUUUCCUGGAAGGCAGUUUGUGAAACAUUUGUGAAAAUCACAACAAAUGCUAGCAGGCAACUUUCAAAAAAGGCUGGCGGGGAAUGAGUUAAUGAUAUUUACAUAUAAAAUCGCAGCAGCUAAUUUGUCUAAGGUCUUUUGGCUGAAGUACUGUAUGGUACAUUGCAAUAUUUGACAGGCCGAAAUAGAAGAUAUUGAAAAUACAGUCAAAUCGCCAAUUGCUUACCGCUGAAUUGUAAACAUUUCAUUUCAGUAAAGUUCUUUUUGGUCUCUUUGUUUAUUUUUUUCUUAAAUCUAGAAAACUUUUGCUUAUCCUGCUGUCCUUUUCACAAGCACAGGGUCAGAAUUGCCUUGAAUAUACAAUGUAUCAUGGCAUGAAUCCACAUUACAUAUCAUCUCCCCAAUGAAUUAUAACUUGAAUUGAUUUUCAAUCAACAUUGGGCCAACACAGACUCGGUGUAUAGUUUUUCUGUCUGGAACACAGUGUGGCUAUUUGUCCGUCUUCUGAAGUGUUGUGAUUGGCCAGUACAAUGACAAAUGAGCUUAACCUCCUUUCCUUUUCUGUACGUUGCCGCAAACUUUUGCUUAGCUCAAUUUUACCAGGGUAAAUUGGAUAUUUUUUUGGCUUGUUCCCCUAUAGAGUAACACCAGCAGCAGCCACAAUAGUGCAGAUAAGCAACUUUUGGAUAGAGUUAUUGGACACUCCAUUUAAUUGCACCUUUAUGCCAUUGUAUGAAUGUAUGCACAAUCAUUCUUUUCUGCUGGGUAACACACCCCAAGCUCAAUAACUUCAACACAAGAUAUUUUGAAACGGUAACAUUUGAUUUUGCAACCACCUGAUUGAAUUUUGUGAAAAUGUCACCUGAAAAAUGCAAUAAGAAAACUGUUUACACAAAUUUGUAAUGUUACAAAAUGCAUUUACUAUAUUUCUUGUUUUUCUGCAUUUUGAAAGCAAAACCACACAUUUUCUGUAAGCUUUUCAUAUUGCAAUUCAUACAUGCAAGAUGCAUUCUGAUCAAUAUAACAAAUCAUUUGUAAUUUGCAUGAUUUUUGCAAUUGCCUUUGCCAACACCUGAGGUAAUGAAUUGAUUUUAUGUUAGUGAUUUGCACCCACGUGUGGCGAAAGGUGAAGAGCAAGUUCAAUUUGCCCUGAUUGUGAAAAAGCCAUUAUUUUACAGUUUGUAACAUUGCUGUAAACAUUCAUUUCCAUCCCAGGUCAAAAUGUUUCCUGGUCAGAUUUAAUUGGAAGUGAAUACAUCUCGCCCAAUUGUGUUUGUGAAUGGUCUUACGAAUGCAUUUCAGAACUUUAUGGCUUUUUACUGUAAUGUCACGGUAUGUUUUCAAUAGUUUUGUAAUGCCUUCUUGUGAGCAAAGCACAGGUGCUUUUUUAAGCAGCCAGCUAUAUUUUAAGGCUGGGUGUGUAAUAAAAUGUUACCAAUUAAAACAUUGGAAGGUUUGGUCUUCCUCAUAAAACAACUGAAACAUUAUUGUUCCUGCAUGAGCUAAGAAAGAAUGUUACAGUGUUAGUAUGCCUCUCGGUUUUAGGUUUAAUGACUUGUUUUCAAGCGUCUACUCUGAUCUUGAGCUGCUCUGUACUUGAUUUGUAUUUUUACUGUAUUAAUACUACAACAACUGUAAUACUACACAAUCUCACGUAUUGUGGUGCAUAGGUGAACGGAAUGUGUUAUGAUGUAGAUUUAUGUUGUAUUUCCCCCACGCUGUUUGUCACAUGGUACUGUAACUAUAUUGUAAAAUGACAUAUAUUUUUUUACAUCAUUAGAAGUGUUUGCCUUGUAUACUGUACCUAAAUAUACUUUGACUCAAAUGUUGAGUUGAAAAAACUGAAUGCCAUCUGAUCAUUGGAAUUCCAGAGAUUGUAAAGUACAGUAGCUAUCCACCUGCAAAUACACAGCAUGAAGUUUAAACAACUUAAUUAGGUCAAUUCAACCUACUUUUUAAAGUUUUGACUUGAAAAACAAAUUUAAAUU